Molecule: messenger RNA, 2764 nt
Organism: Beta vulgaris subsp. vulgaris (sugar beet)
Lineage: Eukaryota; Viridiplantae; Streptophyta; Magnoliopsida; Caryophyllales; Amaranthaceae
Exons: 9
Coding region: 671-2530 (619 amino acids)
Source: RefSeq, a predicted model, not a curated record
GUGGUGGUGGCAGCCUGGCAAGUGGUGGGUAGCGAUGAUUUAAGAAAAAAAGAAGAAGGUUAUAGAGGUAAUUUCAACUAUUUUUUGGGCGAUUUUAAGUAAUUAUGGGGGCGACGUAUAGAAGUUGAGCGAAUGUGAAAGGAGGAAGUAUUAAUAUUGUAUAGUAAAUUUUUUUUUUUUUUUUUUUUUUGAGGGGAGUAUAGUAAAUUCUUAAUGUGACCAUAAUCUUAUUUACAUUUGGCAAGUAGCCAACUCCCCAAAAAAAAAAAUCGGACUCCACAUGAUAUGAAUAAAUUGCAGCUAAGAAAACCCUUCUGAAAUCCGGAACUGUAAAGCCGCCCAUAGUCAAAAAGCCAGUACAAAUUUUCUCUCUCCUCUUUCUACUUGGCUCGAUAAAAAUUCCUUAAUUUUUCUUGCUUGUUAAGCUUUCAACGCAAUACCCGGUAAAUUUCACAACCCAAAAACAAAGUCAGUCUUUUUCUCUCACUUUCAUUUUCUAUUUUGCCGCUAAUUUCACUUUUCUCUUUCUCUCUCCUCUCUGCUUUGCGCACCGCACUGUUAAGUCCUGAUCAUUUUGGAACUCAAAUCGCAAAUUAUGGUGCUCCUUUGCGAUUUCGGCCUUAAUUUUCUCAUGGCAAGGCUGUUUUGAGUUGGAUGUGGUGAGAUUUCCAUGGAAAUGGUGGUUGGAGUUAAGGGAAGUGAGAAAGGAGUUAUUGAGGAUGUUGCAGCUGAUAAACUCAGUUCUGAUUUAGCUCCAUUGAAGAAAGGUGCUGAUCCUGUUGUUUAUAAGCUUGUUCGGGUUGAUUUUGAUGGAAGGUUUGUUCCUGCAACUGAUGAUGAGCUUAUGGAGGUCGAGGAUAUGUUGGGGAUGGAGAAGAGUGAAAUGCUUUCUAUACCUGAUGUUAUGGAGACAGCAGGAUAUAUUCCAAAUAAAGAUGAUACAUGUGAUAAAUCUGACUUAGAGAAUCAUGAAGGUUUGUCACAAAUCAAGUUCUCGGGAGUUGAUGAAGAAAACUCAAGAGCUGAGGCUGAGGGAUUAAUGCAGGUGGCACCGACCUUUCCACUAUGCAUUUUCGCCUCUUUGCCUACAUCUGCAUCAAGUUCAAAAAACAGACAUGUCGAGACAUCCGGAAAUACGGGCAAGGAAUCAAGCUCAAGCCUACAGGAUGAAUUAAGCAAAAGUGGAUCCCCUGGUUCCACACCUGACUUUUCUUUGAUAAAGGGGGAGAUAGAUUUGGACACUUUAAGUAUUAGAGAACUUCAUGAAACAUUCAGAGCUACAUUUGGGCGUAGAACUUCAGCCAAAGACAAGAUGUGGCUAAAACGAAGAAUUGUAAUGGGACUGACCAAUUCAUGUGAUGUAUCUGUGACAAGCUUUCAGAUCAAUGAUGGGAAGCUUCUGAAAAAAGAGGAAGAACUCAGCAAAAAGUUGGAUUGCGAAGAGUCAGUAGCUGGAGAGAUCUGCAAUGCUGGGGAUGAUGGUCCAGUGAACUUAGUUGCAUGCUCAAAUCUAAGGGAGGAUAUCGUAGAUGAUGUUGAACUGAGAAAUUCUUUAACAGAAUCUGGUUGCGGCAGUGAUGAUAACCAUGAGCACAGAGCUGUGAAAAGAGUUAGGAAGCCUACAAAGCGAUAUAUUGAGGAAUCAUCUGAUAAAGAAAAAGAUUCUUCUGGAAAGUCAUUGUCCUCAUGCAAGCGUUUUGGACAGGAUGAAUCUUUUCCAAAGUCAGCUGUCAAACGUGCAUUGGGUUUUCACUCAGGUGAUUUUGUCACUAGACCUGAGUCCAUUGGAGGAUCUGGAGUUCAGGUCCCAUACGUCUCUCGGGUUCGUAGGUGCCGUCCAAGGAAAAGUAUAACGGCCCUUACGAAGUUCCAUUCAAGUGAUGUUGUUUUGACAAGGAAAAUUGUUGAGAGCUCCAUUGCAGUGAGUAAGCCGCCAUCUGAUGAUCAUAGUAGGGUUAAAAUUGAGGAAACUAAAUCUAUCCAGUCUGAGGAGCCGAUUGUUUCAGAAGACGAGAGGGAGAAACAAUGUUUGACUAGUAUGUCAGAUAUAUCUCAAGGCAGGGAACAAAAAAGUGUGGAUUCAAUAGAUAGUACUCCUCUAGAUAAUGCGUCCGGCAACAACUCUGAUGAUCAACUAGCAACUGUUCCCACUGCAAAGGGUGGAAUGAGAAGAAAGCACCACCGCGCUUGGAGUUUGACAGAAGUUAUGAAGCUUGUUGACGGUGUUGCCAAGUUCGGAGCUGGUCGUUGGUCUGAAAUCAAACGCCUUUCCUUCUCGUCAUAUACUCACCGCACCUCUGUUGAUCUGAAGGAUAAGUGGAGAAACCUUCUAAAGGCUAGCUUUGCUAACUCUCAAGCAGAUAAAGGGAUGAAUCCUCGUAAGAACGCGCCAUUACCAAUCCCUGCAGCGAUUCUGGUGAAAGUGCGAGAGCUUGCAGAACUCAAUGGUCAGACCCCGCAGGUUGCUAAACGCAGUAGUAAUUGCGAUAGUGGGUCAAGUGUAAAUAAAAAUAGAUCAGAAUACUUGUGACAUCUUUGUAUAUACUUUCGUCACCUAGAAUAUAUAGAGAGAAAUAAUGUUGCUGACUUGCUGAGUGAUCACCUUCACCCUGCAACUGCUAUGUAGUUUCUGUAAUAGAUAUCUAAAUGUCGUCGUUAAUGAUAGACUUCUGAGAUAUAUGCUUCAAGGUCUUCAUUUGUGAGUGAUCAUUGCACUUUCAGCUCCAUGGCUUUUGAGUAAAGGUGUCAUUCACAGUUUGAUACA